GGCUGUAAGCAUCACCAACUCCGAGUCUCCUUGCUUGUUCGCAGUUCCCCGAGACAAGGAUCUUUAUUUAGCUGUGAUUGACUUGAAAGCAGAAAUGGGAAAGGGAACGAGAUUUGAAGGCAAGGUCGCCAUUGUGACAGCUUCCACUCAGGGAAUCGGCUUCGCCAUAGCCCAGAGGCUUGGCUUGGAGGGUGCUUCUGUUGUCAUCUCUUCUCGAAAACAGCAAAAUGUUGAUGCGGCUGCAGAAAAACUCAGGGCCAAAGGAAUUGAAGUGUUGGCGGUUGUUUGCCAUGUUUCAAAUGCUCAACAAAGGAAGAGUUUGAUAGACAACACUGUGCAGAAGUAUGGAAAGAUAGACAUUGUUGUGUCCAAUGCUGCUGCAAAUCCUUCCGUUGAUACCAUUUUGGAAACAAAAGAAUCGGUCCUUGACAAGCUAUGGGAGAUAAAUGUCAAAGCCUCUAUACUUCUUCUCAAGGACGCAUCUCCUCACUUGCAAAAGGGUUCUUCUGUGGUUAUCAUUUCCUCAAUUACUGGUUAUAACCCGCCAGCUUCUUUGGCUAUGUAUGGAGUGACCAAAACAGCUCUUCUUGGACUUACCAAAGCCUUGGCCGCUGAGAUGGCCCCAAACAUUCGUGUAAACUGUGUUGCCCCUGGUUACGUGCCAACUAAUUUUGCAUCAUUUCUUGCAACCAAUGAUGCCAUGAGACAAGAGCUUGAAGGGAAGACAUUACUUGGAAGGCUUGGUACAACAGAAGACAUGGCUGCUGCUACUGCUUUUUUGGCAUCGGACGAUGCUGCUUACAUAACAGGAGAAACUAUAGUGGUUUCUGGGGGAAUGCCUUCGAGGUUGUAGCUUCCAUUUUCGUCUUCUCAGUUGUGGGCCGAGCCCAUUAAUCAUUAAACUGAACUAAA
Molecule: messenger RNA, 912 nt
Organism: Abrus precatorius (Indian licorice)
Lineage: Eukaryota; Viridiplantae; Streptophyta; Magnoliopsida; Fabales; Fabaceae
Product: tropinone reductase-like 3
Exons: 6
Coding region: 95-853 (252 amino acids)
Molecular function (GO): oxidoreductase activity
Source: RefSeq, a predicted model, not a curated record